AUGCGUCGAACCUUGACAAGAGGCAUUUCUACUGCCGCGGCUCGCCAUACCCCCUCCUCGGUACGACCUAGAGUAGCAUUCAGUAUGCCCUCCUCCUCUGAGACCUCCAAGAUCGCUACCCGCAGACUCCAUGCUACAGCUCAACAUCUCAAACCUGCUGCAGCUCUAGCUUUCAGUGCCGACAAUUACCCUACGACUCACGAAAAAAUUCAAGAUGUCCAGGAUACGCCAUACUUUGUCGACAACAAAUUCCUCAAAUCUGAAUCUACACAGUUCAUUGAUUUACACGACCCGGCAACAAAUAAUCUCGUAACGAGAGUACCACAAAGCACAGAUGCCGAGCUCAAAGCUGCGGUUGACAGUGCGGUUAAGGCAUUCCCAGGAUGGAAGAACACCAGCAUAAUGGCAAGACAACAAAUUAUGUUUAAGUUCACACAAUUAGUACGGGACAAUUGGGAUAGAUUGGCUGCCAGUAUCACAUUGGAGCAGGGUAAAACCUUUGCUGAUGCGAAAGGAGAUGUUCUUCGUGGACUGCAAGUCGCCGAAACAGCAUGCGCUAUUCCUCAACAAAUGAUGGGAGAAGUCAUAGAGGUAGCAAAGGAUAUGGAGACCAGAAGUUACAGGGAGCCAUUGGGAGUUGUAGCCGCCAUCUGCCCAUUCAACUUUCCUGCAAUGAUACCAUUAUGGUCUAUACCAAUUGCCUGUGCAACUGGAAACUGCCUUAUUGUAAAGCCCUCCGAACGAGAUCCUGGUGCCGCAAUGAUUCUUGCGGAACUCGCCCAAAAGGCUGGCUUCCCCAAUGGAGUACUCAACAUUGUCCACGGUGCUUCGAAGACGGUCGAUUUCAUCAUCGAUGAACCAGCUAUUAAAGCUAUCAGUUUUGUCGGAAGCAAUCGCGCAGGAGAAUACAUUUUCACCCGGGGUUCUGCUAAUGGCAAGCGUGUGCAGGCAAAUUUGGGCGCCAAGAAUCAUUGUGCCGUCUUGCCGGAUGCGAACAAACAACAUGCACUUAAUUCAAUUGUUGGCGCAGCUUUUGGUGCAGCUGGUCAAAGAUGCAUGGCUCUUAGUACCUUGGUCAUGGUCGGGGAGACUAAGGAGUGGCUGUCUGAGCUAGCGGAAAGUGCCAAAGCACUAAAUGUGAAUGGUGGAUUUGAAAAGGGAGCGGACCUCGGCCCAGUCAUCUCUCCACAGAGUAAGAAAAGGAUCGAAGAUUUGAUUGCUAGUGCAGAAGAGGAGGGCGCCACAAUCUUACUGGACGGUAGAGGUUACAAGCCAGAAAAAUAUCCCAACGGAAAUUGGGUCGGCCCCACGAUCAUCACCAACGUCAAACCUCAUAUGAAGUGCUACACGGAAGAAAUCUUCGGUCCAGUACUAGUCUGCUUGAAUGUGGACACUCUUAACGAAGCCAUUGACCUCAUCAACGCGAACGAAUACGGAAAUGGUGCCGCUAUCUUCACACGAUCUGGAGCAACAGCAACACACUUCCAGAAAAACAUCGAGGCAGGACAGCAGGGGAUAAAUGUACCAAUCCCUGUUCCUCUCCCUUUCUUCUCCUUCACUGGAAACAAGAAGAGUGUUGCUGGAGGUGGUGCAAAUACAUUCUAUGGCAAACCAGGACUACAAUUUUACACACAGCAAAAGACAGUUACCAGUUUAUGGAGAAGCGAGGAUGCAAUUUCUAAGUCUGCUGAUGUAUCAAUGCCUACUCAUAGCUAG
Molecule: messenger RNA, 1716 nt
Organism: Sclerotinia sclerotiorum 1980 UF-70
Lineage: Eukaryota; Fungi; Ascomycota; Leotiomycetes; Helotiales; Sclerotiniaceae
Exons: 3
Coding region: 1-1716 (571 amino acids)
Biological process (GO): thymine catabolic process; L-valine catabolic process
Cellular component (GO): mitochondrion
Molecular function (GO): malonate-semialdehyde dehydrogenase (acetylating, [NAD(P)+]) activity; methylmalonate-semialdehyde dehydrogenase (acylating, NAD+) activity
Source: RefSeq, a predicted model, not a curated record